This is a messenger RNA of Petromyzon marinus (sea lamprey), 2180 nucleotides long. RefSeq lists its product as uncharacterized. Lineage: Eukaryota; Metazoa; Chordata; Hyperoartia; Petromyzontiformes; Petromyzontidae. The record is from RefSeq and is a predicted model, not a curated record. Gene Ontology annotation, molecular function: zinc ion binding; nucleic acid binding.
AAUCGAUGCGCUCUAAGUAAUCACCCCCGCUCUGAAACCGUUAGCCGAUGGGUUGUCCCCGAGGUGCCGUGUGCAAAGCGCGCGUAAAAGCAGCACCGCCGAACACGUGUCCGCAUUUCUGUGGUUGCUCGCACGGGAGAGUAAAGAGCAGCAAAGAGGCGUCGACACAGGAAACCAAAAGCCCCCCCCUCUCACUUCCAAUCAACAAAAAAAAAUUAGAUAAAAAAAAUUUAAUUUUGAAAAUUUUAGCGAGCCAGCCAAUCGAAUCGACAUGAGCAGCAACGAGUGUUUCCGAUGCGGAGGCUCUGGCCACUGGGCCCGCGAGUGCCCCAAUGGAGCCGGUGGGGGCCGGGGGCCCGGCGGCCCUGUCGGACGUGGAGGCCGCGGCCGAGGAGAUGGAUGCUAUCGCUGCGGCGAAGGUGGCCAUAUAGCGCGCGAGUGCCCGUUGCCCCAAGACAGUGUCUCUUCAAACACCGCAGCAUGCUACAACUGUGGCAAGGGGGGCCACAUCGCGCGCGAGUGCCCCGAGGGCCGGCAGGACCGCGGCGGCGGACCCAGCUGCUACACGUGUGGCAAGCAGGGCCAUCUGGCCCGCGAGUGCAGCAGUGGCGGCGGUGGACCCGGAGACAACAAGUGCUACGGGUGCGGCCAGCGCGGCCACAUGCAGCGCGACUGCACCAAGGCCAGCAGAUAGAGGGAGACAGGUGGAUGCUUGCCAGGGAAGCAAUGAAGGACGCAUUUGAGUGCAGCCACUCGCUGGCUGCCAUCGUCCCAACGUGCUCGCUGCAUGCCUCACCCCCCUCUCAAAGGCAGACAUCGCUUGGCCCCAUCCAAAUCACCGAAAAAUAUUUUUCUUGUUUUACUUUUUGAUGUUUCCCGUUUAAAAAAAACAAUUGUGUUAAUUUCUGUUUGGUUUAUUUUUCUCCGCUAAAUGUUUAGUGCUCUCACCAGUGUAGAUUGAGGAACUUUGUUGCAUUGGGUUACCAUAAGUGGAAGGCAAAAGGGGAAAAAAGAAACCCACUGCCAUAGAAAUCUUGAUCGCAUGUAAAUCAGGCCUGCCCUGGAAUUUGAUUCCCAUCCUGAGGGGGUGGUGUUACACUUUGGAUUCCCCCCGCUUCGUGUAGGACUUGUCUGGGGGGGGGGGGGGUGAUUAUUCCAUGUUUGUCCAGUAAUGGUGCAUUGUUGAGACAAGAUUCCAGGGUUGUAUAUUGGCCUAGUUAACUUGCGACAUUGCUUUCUGUGCUUGUUUGGGGGGGGAGGGGGAGGUGUUUUCUUUAGGCACCACAGCCAGCUGCCCCGGCUUGAGUUUAAAAAGAAAAAAACCUGUCUCGUGAGCUGCUCACAACUGUGUUAAAAACAAAUGACUCAACAGUUUGAACAACACAUAGGUGUUGUUGGGAUUUGUUUUUAAAAUAUGUUGUUGUGGUUUCCUGCAUACUAAUAAAAAAAAGUUUAAUAUGAAAUGCUUUGUAAACUUGUUCUUCUCAAAGGGGUAGCUCACCUGGAAAAUGGCCUAUUUGUAACAUUUAUUUCCAGUACACUUUUAAAAAUAUUUAAUUCCCUGUGGUAGAUGGACUUGCCUGCUGAUAUUUGCAAGGUUUGAGGAAAAAAUCAUUGCUCACAUUUCCAGGGCGGUGAGUACUUUUCAAGGCAAAUAUUUGUAAGGGCAGUUGUCUGUUUUGGAGGGUUGGUAAAUGUUCAAUGGCCUCUUGGAAAUAUUGCACUCCAAGCAAUAACUAGGGUGGCCACUGGAUUAAAACCGUGAACUUCUGCAACAAGUACAAAGUAUACAAAAAUUGUGACCAUUUUGAAGGCACGUGGUUUGACAUUUAAUAACCAAAAAACUUGCAUAACCCACCACCAUGGUUUCACCCCCCCCUCCCCAUUCAACCGUAAAUGGCAAGCCGAAGGCAUCCAUUCGCUCAAUGUAGAAAUUGCACCACCUACAGGAUAUCCAUUACAGGAUGGUGGAUUUCUGGAACGGACAAAGAAUUGGCCACUGACCAGAACAAGGGAUUGUGCUAAGUAUUGAAAAAGAAGCCUUUGUACUUGUUCGUGGAUGUUGCAUGGAACGUUGAAAUUGUUGAAAGUAACUUAGAACUGUAGAAUAGUACAAUUCAUGUCUAGAUUAUAAGCACCCAAAACUUGUGACUAUCAAUAAAGAUGUACAAUUCUGCUUA